AUGGAGAACCUUCCAAGCGACGUUUUAUCAGACAUAUUCAUCAGAUUAUUGGCCAAACAGCUUGCUCAAAUGAGGUCUGUAUGUAAAUCUUGGAAUGCUCUGUUAUCUCAAUCCUCUUUUAUAAAAUCCCACCUCCAUCGUUCUGUCCAUAACAAUCAUGAAUUUCUCUUGUUCUAUGAGAAGUGUGAAGCAUUACACUUAGACUCUGAACCAUUUACAGCACACCCAUCUACAUCUCCCCAUGUGGAACUCACUGAUUUUAUCAAACUCCCAGCUACUCUCCAAUCUAGAGGCGCCAAUGUCAUUGGGUCCGUUAAUGGCUUAAUCUGUUUGUAUUACGGAUUAUGUAAUCGUUUCGUUGUUCACAUUUGGAACCCUUCCAUAUCUGUUGUGUCAACUCUCCCCCGAUAUUCUAUGCCUUCCAUUUGUGAUGAUCCGAUUCGUAUCCUUUUCCGGUUUGGUUUUGAUCCCAAAACUGACGACUACAAAGUUGUUAAGCUUGCUAACUUUCUUCAACCACCCAGCUUCAUGGACCCGAUAGUGGUAGCCAUACUAGGUACUAAUUUUUUUCUAGUUAAAGAGUGGCUGCAAGUUGAAGUUUAUAGCAUGAGAAAGGGUUCAUGGAAGGUAAUCACAGAAAGGUUUCCAUCUCAAGUCACUGGGAUUACAAGAACAAAUGAAGUUUGUGUAGAUGGACAUGAUGGGCAUAUUCAUUGGUUUUGUUCUGUUGAUGAGGGCAAAGAACAAGCUCUAGUGGCAUUUGAUUUGGGUUUUGAGACAUUCUGUGAGAUUCCUGUUUCAGCUUGUAUAAACGCUUUAAUGCUUUAG
Messenger RNA from Lactuca saligna, 828 nucleotides. The record is from the annotation of a GenBank genome assembly. NCBI's taxonomy places the organism in Eukaryota, Viridiplantae, Streptophyta, Magnoliopsida, Asterales, Asteraceae.